AUGAGAAGAAUCGAGGAUAGAUGGACUAAAAGAACGCUACAGUUGAUCACAAGAAAUGAUAAACGCCUACGGGAGACCGCCAACGAGAUAGGACCAUGCGUUCGCUGCGCGGAUGGACCAGCUGAGAGCUCAGCUGGAUACAGCUCAAGGACCUCGUCAUCGUCACUCACGAAACAUGAAAACAUCUUGCAUGGCAAUGGCGAAGGAAUGAAACGAGUGGAAGAGAUGCUGGGUCCCGCACUUCCAGUGAAGACGUGCCAUCCAAGUAUCCAAGUUCUCCCUCAGCAUUUCUCACAAAAUAUCUCGCUGCAACUGCCAUUUGUGUUGCGGAUGAAAAUUGACGGAACAAAAAAAGGUACUAGCACAUCAAACAGGAAAAAAGUUUUGAAUUCUCAGUGGUACAAUGUUCUACAUCGCCUCCACAGUCGAUUACUCGACACAGUCGUCCAAGACCAGUGA
This is a messenger RNA of Necator americanus (New World hookworm), 459 nucleotides long. RefSeq lists its product as uncharacterized. The coding region runs from base 1 to 459 and encodes 152 amino acids. The record is from RefSeq and is a predicted model, not a curated record. NCBI's taxonomy places the organism in Eukaryota, Metazoa, Nematoda, Chromadorea, Rhabditida, Ancylostomatidae. The transcript has a single exon.